This is a messenger RNA of Malus domestica (apple), 1513 nucleotides long. RefSeq names its product bidirectional sugar transporter SWEET2-like. Gene Ontology annotation, cellular component: membrane. Lineage: Eukaryota; Viridiplantae; Streptophyta; Magnoliopsida; Rosales; Rosaceae. The record is from RefSeq and is a predicted model, not a curated record. Gene Ontology annotation, molecular function: sugar transmembrane transporter activity. Gene Ontology annotation, biological process: carbohydrate transport.
AUUAUAAGGACAUGUGCUUAUUAAGCAACGGCUCUUCUCUCCUUUUCUCUGAGACCUGGGCGGCUCUGACAGAUUUCCAAUAUUUGAGAGAGAGAGAGAGAGAAGGAGGGUUUACCUAUAACUCUCUUGGGUUUUUUUUGAAAGGUGAUUUGGGUUUGCUUUCUGGUUGUUUAGUGUGGAGUUGGAGUUGGAGUUGGAGUUGAAGGGACUGAUGGUUUUUUCACCUUCAAAUCCCGUGUUCAUAAUCUGCAAAGGUGCAGCUGGAAUUGCAGGGAACAUCUUUGCUUUUGGACUGUUUGUUUCACCAAUACACACAUUUAGAAGAAUAAUGAGAAACCGUGCCACUGAAGAGUUCUCAGGGCUCCCAUACAUAUAUGCCCUUUUGAACUGCUUGAUCAGCAUGUGGUAUGGAUCGCCUAUUAUAUCCCCUGAUAACAUAAUGGUUAUGACGGUCAAUUCAGUUGGUGCGGUGUUUCAAUUAGUGUACAUAACCCUCUUCAUAAUAUACGCUGAGAGAACAAAAAAGAUGAGGAUGCUGGGAUUGCUGGCAGCAGUUUGUGGUCUAAUUGCAAUCAUAGUAUAUGGGAGCUUGCAAAUUCCUGAUGCUGCUUUGCGUCGGCUAGUUGUUGGACUGCUUAGUUGUGCAUCUCUAAUAUCAAUGUUUGCGUCUCCUUUGUUUAUAAUUAACUUGGUGAUCCGGACAAAGAGUGUCGAAUUUAUGCCAUUCUAUCUCUCCCUUUCCACCUUCCUCAUGAGCACCUCUUUCUUGCUUUAUGGAAUUUUUAAUUUUGAUCUCUUCGUUUAUGUCCCAAAUGGAGUAGGAACCAUUUUGGGGAUUGUACAAUUAGCGUUGUACUUUCAUUAUAAGGAUUCGUCUAAAGGAAACUCCAGAGAACCGUUGUUAGUUUCAUAUGCAUAAAUCAGUUCCGGAAACAAGAGAGUGCAUGUGUUUUGUCUUUGACGUGAGAACAAAUCUUAUCAAAUAGGCAAAAUGAUUGAAGAGAAGAGUGGUGCGGCUUACCUACUUGAAAACAAAAAGUAUGUCCUUCGGCCUUUCAAUCUCCUCUAUGGCUCAGGUCAUCCCCCUCCCCCUCCCUCUCUCCCUCUGUCUUUCUAUGUGUGAAAGUGCAUCUAUGUGUAUCAUAGAUACUUGGAAGAGUUUGUCAGACUAGUAAUCCCAUUUUUUAAUCGGUAGCAUUCAUGAAUUGGUAUGAGUUCUACGAUGUAAUUGUUUCAGAUCAUCGGAUCAACUUCUUCUCAUCUUUCCUGCAUCAAGUUGAAACCUGUAAAGCCGUUUUUAUAUGGCUUUAGCAGCUUCACUAUUGAUAUAUGUCAAGGAAAAGAACGGAAGAGGUCAAGGUUCAGAUGUGAAACACAUCCUGCCUUAUUUGUACAAUCAAUACAGUGUCACGGUUUCAAUUCCACUUUCCUUUCUCAGCUUCUUUUUUGCUUUUGUGAUUUGUGAUUGUACCUUCUGCUUCAGAAUCAAUCAUGAAAUACUUUUCGAUUUGCU